Molecule: messenger RNA, 531 nt
Organism: Pectinophora gossypiella (pink bollworm)
Lineage: Eukaryota; Metazoa; Arthropoda; Insecta; Lepidoptera; Gelechiidae
Source: the annotation of a RefSeq genome assembly
AUAACAAAAAUAUUUAUUUCUAUUAUAUUAAUUUCAUUUUCAUCAAUUAUAUAUUUUCUAAAUCAUCCUUUAUCAAUAGGAAUUAUAAUUUUAACUCAAACUCUUUUAACUUGUAUUAUUUUAGGAAUAUUAAUUAAAACAUAUUGUUUUUCUUAUAUUUUAUUUUUAACAUUUUUAGGGGGAUUAUUAGUUUUAUUUAUUUAUGUUUCAAGUAUUGCUUCAAAUGAAUUAUUUAUUAUAACAUUUAAAAUAAAAAUAUUUAUCUUAUUAAUCACUAUAAUAAAUAUUUUAUUAAGAAUCUUAUUAAUAAAUAAUUUAAAUUGAAUAAAUUUAAGUAUUUCUUCAGAAAUAGAAAAAUUUUUUAAUUAUUAUUUUUUUUUUAAUAAUGAAAAUAAAAUUAAUUUAAAUAAAUUAUAUAAUAAUCAAACUUUUUUCACUAUAAUAAUAAUAAUUAUCUAUCUAUUUAUUACAUUAGUAGCAGUAGUAAAAAUCACUAAUAUUUUUUAUGGACCUUUACGAUCAACAAUAUAA